This is a messenger RNA of Verticillium alfalfae VaMs.102, 501 nucleotides long. RefSeq lists its product with no specific name. Bases 1 to 501 code for a protein of 166 amino acids. The record is from RefSeq and is a predicted model, not a curated record. Lineage: Eukaryota; Fungi; Ascomycota; Sordariomycetes; Glomerellales; Plectosphaerellaceae. The transcript has a single exon.
AUGCCCUCCUCCUCUGUGUCUUCUGGCCUCUCCAAGCUGACCCUCGACAACAAGUCCAAGCCCAAAGCAAAGCAGCCCGUGGCCGACUCGUGGGAGGACGAAGACUCGGCCUCCGACUCGGAAACACCAGCACCCCCUACCGUCAACUCGGGCGCCCAGGCACCGCCCCCGACGCCCAUCUCGCCAACGCACCAGUCUUCCGGCACCACGCGCCAAUGGGCCUCCAUGGGCACCGAUGCCGGCUUGGGCCCCGGCCCCGGCCCGCGCUCCCCGCUGUCUCCCGACGCUGAACGCCGUCGGCCCGAGAAGACGGACGCUGUGGCGCGGAGACUCAUUGCCGGCGCGCUGGGCGUCAAGGCGCCCAAGAUGACUGAGGAGCAGCGAGCGUACGAGAAGAGCGUCAGGGAGCAGGAGCGCAAGAGGCGCGACGCUGAGAAGGAGCGAGAGAAGAGAGCACAGGAGGAGGCUGAGCGGGCCAAGGCCGCCGUGUGGGAGGACUAA